This is a messenger RNA of Limulus polyphemus (Atlantic horseshoe crab), 1192 nucleotides long. RefSeq names its product guanylate kinase-like. Gene Ontology annotation, molecular function: GMP kinase activity. The transcript is spliced from 4 exons. The annotation marks the transcript as partial. Gene Ontology annotation, cellular component: cytosol. The record is from RefSeq and is a predicted model, not a curated record. NCBI's taxonomy places the organism in Eukaryota, Metazoa, Arthropoda, Merostomata, Xiphosura, Limulidae.
AAAAUGUAUCAUUAUUUUUUUAUAUUUCUACAGUAAAAAUGCAGUAAAAUACGUACAAGCCCAGAAUCGGAUCUGUAUCCUAGAUAUCGAAAUUGAAGGCGUAAAAAGUAUAAAGAAGACGGAUCUUAACCCACGUUAUGUGUUUAUCAAACCACCCAGCCUGUUGGUCUUGGAAGAAAGGUUACGUGGUCGAAGAACCGAGACAGAAGAAAGUAUUCAGAGAAGAUUGGCGAAAGCUAAAGAAGAAAUAAAAUAUGGUGAAACGCCAGGAAAUUUCGACCUCAUAUUAGUCAACGAUAACGUAAAGAAUACAUACAAGUACUUAAGAGAUUUCCUGAUAAAGGACAUUGAGGAACUUAAGAGAAUAAGAAAUGAAUGAGAUACCCGGUAUAAAUUCAGUAGCAUGGGAUAUUUUAGUGAAAGCAGUGGAUUUCUGUAAACUUCAGCUGUAGCUGUGUUAUUUAUUAAUUAACAUGAAGUAAUGUUGUUUUAUUUGUUUCGUAUAUUUUAGUAAAUCUAAUUUAAAAGUUAAUUUUAGGCAUGACAUGUUUGACCAGACAAACAUUUUCGUUUUGUGUUUCUAAAUUUAUAUAUAUAUAUAUAUAUAAUUUCAAUUAUACAUUUGAGUAACUGUUUCACAUUUUGGAAAGAAAUUUAAAACAUUACUUACUAAAUUAAACCAAUAUUUCAUAUAUGUGUUGGUAUUAAUGCCAUCUUCUGAACUUCUGUUGUUGUAAAAGAAACAAAACAGUAAUGUAUCUUCGUGCAAUAGAUAGUGAUUUUUGUUUGUAGAAAUAAAUUUUCCCAUUUAAUGUAGUGUUUACAUUUGUACAGAUAGAUGUUUUACUGUUUUUAUUCAUUAUAGCUCCUGAAAAACGGACCAGAUAUUUUUUUUUGUUAUGUGGUAUUCGGAGCAAACGGAGACUGUUCAAGAAACAUUAUUGACAGUCUCCGACUGUUAACAUUUCCGUUUGUUAUUGAUUUUAUGUAGUUUUUCUUGCAACAUACGAUUGAUAAUUUUAACUAGUCAUUAAUGUUGUGAUAUUAUUUAUUUAAAUCACCAUUUCUGCUAAUCUGAAACCAAUAAUCAUUGAAGCAUAUUAUUUAUGUAGUGAAUAUUAUGAUGGUUUAAACAUAUAGAUUGGGUUCUUGUAUUAUUUUGCAGGUAAUAAACCGAUUUAUUUACGUAGCA